Loxodonta africana (African savanna elephant) is the source of this 4337-nucleotide messenger RNA. RefSeq names its product GDNF family receptor alpha 1 (gene GFRA1). Gene Ontology annotation, cellular component: signaling receptor complex; external side of plasma membrane. The record is from RefSeq and is a predicted model, not a curated record. The transcript is spliced from 10 exons. NCBI's taxonomy places the organism in Eukaryota, Metazoa, Chordata, Mammalia, Proboscidea, Elephantidae. Bases 1 to 1407 code for a protein of 468 amino acids. Gene Ontology annotation, molecular function: signaling receptor activity. Gene Ontology annotation, biological process: nervous system development.
AUGUUCCUAGCGACCCUGUACUUCGCGUUGCCGCUCCUGGACUUGCUCCUGUCGGCGGAGGUGAGCGGUGGAGACCGCCUGGACUGCGUGAAAGCCAGCGACCAGUGCCUGAAGGAGCAGAGCUGCAGCACCAAGUACCGCACGCUGAGGCAGUGCGUGGCGGGCAAGGAGACCAACUUCAGUCUGGCGUCCGGCCUCGAGGCCAAGGACGAGUGCCGCAACGCCAUGGAGGCCCUCAAGCAGAAGUCACUCUACAACUGCCGCUGCAAGCGGGGCAUGAAGAAGGAGAAGAACUGCCUGCGCAUCUACUGGAGCAUGUACCAGAGCCUGCAGGGAAAUGACCUGCUGGAAGAUUCCCCAUAUGAACCUGUUAACAGCAGAUUGUCCGAUAUAUUCCGGGUGGUCCCAUUCAUACCAGAUGUUUUUCAGCAAGUGGAGCACAUACCCAAGGGGAACAACUGCCUAGAUGCUGCCAAGGCCUGCAACCUCGACGACACAUGCAAGAAGUACAGGUCUGCGUAUAUCACCCCCUGCACCACCAGCAUGUCCAAUGAAGUCUGCAACCGACGCAAGUGCCACAAGGCCCUCCGGCAGUUCUUCGACAAGGUUCCCGCCAAGCACAGUUACGGGAUGCUCUUCUGCUCCUGCCGGGACAUCGCCUGCACCGAGCGCAGGCGGCAGACCAUCGUGCCUGUGUGCUCCUAUGAAGAGCGGGAGAAGCCCAACUGUUUGCAUUUGCAGGACUCCUGCAAGAUGAAUUACAUCUGCAGGUCUCGCCUUGCAGAUUUUUUUACCAACUGCCAGCCGGAGUCAAGGUCUGUCAGCAGCUGUCUGAAGGAAAACUAUGCUGACUGCCUCCUCGCCUACUCAGGGCUUAUUGGCACCGUCAUGACCCCUAACUACAUCGACUCCAGCAGCCUCAGCGUGGCCCCAUGGUGUGACUGCAACAACAGUGGGAACGACCUUGACGAGUGCCUGAAGUUUUUGAAUUUCUUCAAGGACAACACGUGUCUUAAAAAUGCCAUUCAAGCCUUUGGCAAUGGCUCCGAUGUGACUGUGUGGCAGCCAGCCUUCCCAGUACAGACCACCACUGCCACCACCACCACAGCCUUCCGGGUCAAGAACAAGCCCCUGGGGCCACCAGGGUCCGCGAAUGAAAUUCCCACUCACGUGUUACCACCUUGUGCAAACUUACAGGCACAGAAGCUGAAAUCUAAUGUAUCAGGCAGCACACACCUCUGUCUUUCUGAUCGUGAUUACGAAAAGGAUGGUCUCGCUGGUGCUUCCAGCCACAUAACCACAAAAUCAAUGGCUGCUCCUCCAAGCUGCAGCCCGUGCCCACUGCUGGUCCUGGUGGUAACAGCCCUAUCCACCCUGUUAUCUUUAUCUUUGGCAGAAGUGUUGUAGCUGCAUUUACAAGACAACACGGACAUGUAAAAAGACAAAAAUCAAGUUAUCUGUUUCCUCUCUUCUUGUAUAUCUGAAAUUCCAGUUUUAGGAGCUCAGUUGAGACACUGUUAAAAUGGUUUCAUCCAACUGGAAUUUUUUUUUUUUUUUUAAAGAAAGCUUCUUGUGAUACUUAGGGGCUUCUGUAGCAUACUUGAUGCAGUGCUAUAUUCCAAACACAGAAGGCUUUAGGGCAUGCUGUAUUCUGAAGGGACAGUCUGUAAUCUGGGUGGUGAAACCAGCUGGGGUGAUGCUGCUGCUGCCGAGGAUUUGAAUAGUUUAAAUCUGGCCCUUCCUAGCUAGAGAAUGACUUAGUAUUUCUAAAGAAUCUUCCGUAUCUCACGCAAUGGCUUUGAUUUCUAAGGACAGAAACUGCAGCCUAUCGUGGGCGCUAAGCUUUUUUGUCACAAAGCGAAGAGUCUCAUCGAGAGUAGGCUUUGUGAAAACAAGCUUGUACUGACGUUCACCGUGCUGUACGUACUCGCAUUUUCCUCGCCGAAGUUUAUGUACUGUAAACAGCUCUGCGCUCUCCGGAAAACAAAACAAAAAAACACCUGUCACCUCCAAAUGUAAUGUCUGUUUUGUAGUCAAAACAGACAGAGAGAGUGGGCUUGAAACGCCGCAGUAUCUUGAUCAUUGAACAAUGCUCUCCUAAGCCUUAGCUGAGUGAGAAGCCCUUAAACUAACACAAGUCAAAUAUAGCUGAAGCUUCACUCUAAUACUCUUUACACUUACGAGGUUAUAUGUAGAAAAAAAUUUUACUACUAAAUGAUUUCAACUAUUGGCUUUCUAUAUUUUGAAAGUAAUGAUAUUGUCUUCAUUUUUUUACUGAUGGUUUAAUACAAAAUACCUAGAGCUCGUUUUCCUCACAGUAAGUAGCAUUAUCUCUGAUCUUAACUUUACAAACAAAACUCUUCAAAAGCAGACUCCAAGGGGUCUUGUGCUGUAGCAGAAAACUCUGUAUCACAUUACUGUGGACAGGCAGGAGGAAACAGAGCAGCCCUGGCUUGGUCUUCUGACAUUUCUAGAAACGCAAGCAUGCAUACCUGUGAGGAAAAUGGCGGCCAUUGGUAAAUGUUUGGAAACGUGUAAUGGCACCCUUGCCAGUUAACAGGACCCAGUACCCUGGUAUUCAUGAUACCUGACAAAGGUAGCUUUGACUCGGGUGGGAGGGUGGGGUGUUGCUCUCUCUUUCGAAGUAGAUCUAUCCCAGGGUCCACAAUUCUUUCCUAAGGAUUGUCAUUACCCCCAACUCGAUGGCACGGUCCCUGUUUUAGAGCAGUUUGGUGUAAAGAUCGUCAAGAAUCUCCUCGCAUUAUGUUGCAUGUCCUCCAUGACAGAUUGUGAUCAUGCAAGAAAGAAAGAAGGUUCAUGGAUUAAGACAGUCAAUCUUAGAUGGAGAUGAGUUGGUUGGCUCAGAUCAACAGAACAGCAACAGGACGCUUGUUAUAAGGCUUGUGCUUUAUUAGCUGUGUUAACUACACACCAUCUUCCAUUGUUCUCUUCCUUAAAGGAAUAUAUCCUAAAGUGCACUUUUGAAGCCUGGUUUUUGAUGGCAAGAUGUAGAUUCUACAAAGAUUGAGUACUAACGUCAUGUUUUUCCUAAAGUGGAUAAAGAGAAGAGAUGGCACCUUAAUAGAGUGCUCAGAAGCACUAGCUUUCCUCCACAUUAGUAGAGGAGUUGGAGCGGGAAAUCCGUGGUGCACAUUUCAUGUUGGUCCCCUUUGCCCAGUGAUGUUUUCCUUGUAAGAAUUAAUCAAAUUACUGAGAGAAAAGUCUAUUAAGUCCCAGAUAAAGGCAUUGUCUUUUAGCUCUAUUGGUGUUUGAAGUGCGUUUAUAUCCAAAUGUUAAUAGACACAAAUGUGUAAUACUAAGUGCCACCGUUUUUCAGUUCAAAAUGUUUUCAAGGAAAAUUCAUCAAACGUCCAACUGUAUUUGAUCAGUGGAAAGUUUCGUAAAGCUCUUCCUUUGAAUAAACACGUUAAGUGUGUCAAAAUAUCUGAGAUGCUAGUCAUCUAUGACAGCCUAUCUGUGACAGAGCAUAUUUCGUUUUAAUUAAGGUAUCUCUGUGUGUCUAUACUGGACUAAUUACAUACGGGCUUGAUUCUUUGUGAUCCCCUGAAGAAAGCUAUUGAUUAUUUCUGCACUAAACAGUGACUCUAAUUAGCUUCAGAUGACCAGAGAGGAAAUGGGAGCUAUCAGCCCUAACAAGGGUAGCCUUCAGUGAUGAGUGCAUGCAUGUGCAACACAAAUUAAAUUUUGAAAAGUCUCAUCUAUCACCAACAAAGAUCUCAUUUUUCUUCAGAGAUAAAAGCAUAUUAGAGUUACCAAAUCCUCAAUUCGAAAAUAAAUUGUUAAAUAAACAGGGGGAAGGACAUUCAGUGGCAACACUUUAGAGAGGUUCUUAGAGAAUCCUGGCAAGCAAGUGUGUCUGCCAUUCAGUGUGGUGCCAGUGUGACACCAUUAUUUGCACCAAGACCAGAGGAGGCAAAUGAUUCCAGUCAUUCACCUAUCUGACUUCUUCCAUGGUGGGCUAAGAAAGCAAAAAUGGUUCACUACUUCCUGUCCUUUGCUCCCCACAUUCAGGGUGUCCCCAAAUACAAGGGGUGUAUGCCAGGGUUUGAGCCUUUCACAGAAAGCAUCUCGUCCUAGUUGAUUUUAAUAAAACCAAGACAGUAACUUAUGUCCAUGUAGAACAGGACUUCCCAGAUCAAGUCCAGCUACGCCCUACUGAUUUCGUGAAAAAAAGAAAAUGGCAAUUUUGCCAAACUGAUUAGAAGCACAUUUAUUCCGCUUUGGUGGUGAAUAUCUUUGACCAACCUAUGUUUGAGUGUCUUUUGAAUAGAGCACACGAAGGAGGACGUGCACAAUAGAGAGAGGGGUUGCUGAAU